Molecule: messenger RNA, 2939 nt
Organism: Sinocyclocheilus grahami
Lineage: Eukaryota; Metazoa; Chordata; Actinopteri; Cypriniformes; Cyprinidae
Exons: 21
Coding region: 2-2929 (975 amino acids)
Biological process (GO): protein phosphorylation; intercellular bridge organization; mitotic spindle assembly checkpoint signaling
Cellular component (GO): intercellular bridge; midbody; kinetochore
Molecular function (GO): protein kinase activity; ATP binding
Source: RefSeq, a predicted model, not a curated record
GAUGGCUGCGAGUAUCUCCGCUGACCUGGACAGCACAAAGCUGGUCUAUGAGCGAGUAAAUGUGGGAUCCCUGUACAAUCUGCUGCACCAAAGGCGGGAUGAGUUUCCUUUCCUACCGCUGUUUGACCUAUUAUCAGUGGUGCUACAGGUGUGUGAGGUGUUAAUGUACCUGCAUGGCCGAUCUCUGGUGCUCAGGGCUCUUUCCUCACACACUGUACUUAUAGUGCACCCUGGAGUUGCCAAGGUUACAGGCCUUGGGUUCAUUGCACCCAGUGAGGGAACGACCCCCUACACCCCACCUCCUGUUCUUUUGCCUCUCAGCCUGAUCAACUGGGCAGCUCCAGAAGUGAUUAGAUGUAGAGCAUGUACAGGAAAAGCUGAUCUCUAUAGUGUGUGCGCCCUUUUACAGGAGAUCUUUACAGAUGCUGUGCCAUGGGGCUCCACAGACCCACGCUGGAUAAAACGGUCAGUAGAGGCCGGUCAGGCUCUGAUAGCAAACCCUGCUGUGCCUGAGCCUUAUUACCACUUCCUGCAGACGGGCCUCCAGCACAGAGCCCAGCACAGGACCAGCAGCCUGCAUGAUUUGUGCUACAAUCUACGCUGUCAUAUAAGGGAGAUAAGAAGCGAGAAGACGAGAAGUGGAUGGCACUCAUGGUCAGCUCUUCAGAGCAUCCCUAGAUGGAAUACUGAUAUUAAUCAGACAAGAGAGCAAGACAAAUCUGUAUAUCAACACUGCAGGACUGCAGUACACAAUGAGAUCCGGGAACAUCACCUGAAAAGAAUCUACAGAGAAGAAGAGGAGUCCACCACAGACACUAAUGACCUACACUCAGAUAUUUCGCAUAGUGACAUCACUGCUUUGCAUGAAUGGCCAACUACCCAUCAUACCCCACUCUCUGAGGCACCUUGUUCUAACCAUAGGGAUACAGACAAGGAUCUGGCAAUUAGUCGCUCUAUCUCAAAGCAUGCUGGCUCCAUUGUUCUCAACCUCAAAGUGUCUCAGGUUCUUCUACAGCAAGCUGAGCAGAGUCUGGAUAAUGUGGAGGCAGCCCAAUUGGGCACCCCAUGCUUUGAUGAGGUGGAUGCUGUGAUGAAGAGGGCGAACAUGGAAAAAGAGCGCAAUGAUGGUGUUGGGAAGGCUAUGGGGCCACCGUUCGAAAAUUAUACAUCCAAGUGGACCAUUAAUGGAGAUGAGGAGGUCAGUCAGUGCAGUUCAGCUCAAGAUGAGAGCUUCGAAAGCACAUCCUAUCCUAGUAGUGUACAGGAGGAGAAAAGGGACUUGAAGAGAGUUGAAACAACAAAAAGAGGACAGCAACAGACAGGACAUCAAACGUCUGAGAGGUUAUAUGUACAACUUGGGUUGUCUGAGACCCAGAAAGACAGCACAGGCCGAUCUUGUCUUGAAGAACAUUUCCUAAAAAAACCCUCAUGGACCAGUGAGAUUAGUGAAAUGGUGGCCCUAAUGACACGUGGGCGCUUGGGGUCACCCUUGAGUGCUUUUGGCAGCAGUGACAGUGAGGAUGUAGUGGAGCAACAGCUCCACCUACAGGACAGACAUAGUGUGAACAGCUACCAGGAAUCUGAGACCCAGGAAAGCACUGAUCUGGAGCAACUAUUCAAGAGUUUUGCCGGUAUUCAGAGUGAUAGUGAGGAGAGCACAAAUUACCACACUAUCAAUCACACUUUUGAUGUGACCAAUGGCGUGCUGGAGGCUACAAGCCAAACAGAGGACGAGGGAAGUUCAGAUGGUGCAGACUGUACACAGACACAGCAAUCUAGCAUGUUCUACACACCCAAACACUACCUGUCCAAGUGUGCAUCAUCUGGUGAAGAGCGUUCUCAGUCAGAGGAUGAGUUGGACGUCACAGUGGAGGUGUGUCGACCCAGCUCAUCCCCAGCAGAGGGAAAACAGGCUGUUGAAAACAGUCUGAGUGAAUACCAUCUUGCUCAAGAGGACUCAAAGGAUUCUGAAUCUAUUACCCCUGUGCACAGGUGCAUUCCUACCAUCAGUUGUUUGCCAGACCUGGCUGAGAUUGCAGACCACUCCAGCAUAUCCUGUUCACCAGCCUAUCACCAAGAAUGGGUGGAGUCAGCUGAAGGCCCGCCCAUCCCUCUCAGCAGAGGACAUUCACACUGUAACAGCACCCCACGCAGCCCAAAAGGCCAUAGGACACACAUUCAAUAUGUGCAGGUUGGCACUGAACCCCUCCCUCACCUCCAGAGUCUGUUGGACUCAUCACCAUGGGGCAGUGCUCCAUCCCAUACUGUCUGCACAGAGAGUUACGCCACAGCCAGCACAGGAGACAGCAGCACUACAAAUGCCUCUGUGUCCAGCGUCCUGCAGUCUCCAGCGUUAAUCAACAUCUCUAAGGAUGGAAGGGAGGAAAUAGACUCUCCCUCCAGCGGUAAUGCAGAGUUCAACACUGCCAGCUCUGGAGCCAGACAGACCACUGAGACCAGCCAGGGGACCAGUGAAGAGAUAGAGCUUCCUAUUGAGAAUACUGAUGUGGAUGAGGAGGGACAGGAGGUAGGUGACGGCCCGUCAGAUUCUGAACAUCGAUGUGAGCAAGAGUCCGCUGAUGAAAAGGUGUUUGAUGAUGAAAACAAUGCAGAGAGGAUGGAAGGGUGUGAGGGUGAAAACCCAUGUCAGAUACAUGACCAGCAUCCAGAUGUCAACCCUGCUGAUAUGGAUAGUAAUGCAAACUUACAGAGUCAUAGCCUUGAUGAAAUGGAGAGCGUGUCUCAGUCUGACAUAAAAGGAGAGGGGGAUGUGAAAGAGGACUUGGGUUGUCCAGAAGGGGACUACAUAGAGACAUCAGAAUGUAUAAACGAGCUGGGAGAGAAGAUUGAGGCAGCUGAUCAGGAGAACCAUCCUAACAGCAGAGUUCUUGAGCAGACAGUUCCAGAGUCAGUCAAUCUGCACCGUUAAAGAUGAGCCG